AGAAGAAAACUCUCCGUCUUUCUUUGUACUUUUGCUUCACCUCUCUCUUCUUCUUCUCUUCUCUGCUUCUAUUUUCCGAUUCAAGCAAAAUUCAUCUAGGCUGGUCAAUUUGAAAAAAUGUCGCAAUCAGCCGUAGAUGUUCCGCCAAAGGGUGGGUUUAGCUUCGAUCUGUGUAAGAGAAAUGAUAUGCUUACACAAAAGGGUCUUAAAGCUCCUUCUUUUUUGAAGACUGGUACAACCAUCGUUGGUUUGAUCUUCAAGGAUGGUGUGAUACUAGGGGCAGAUACCCGAGCAACUGAGGGGCCAAUUGUUGCUGAUAAGAACUGUGAGAAGAUUCACUAUAUGGCACCAAACAUAUAUUGCUGUGGUGCAGGAACUGCGGCUGACACUGAAGCAGUCACUGAUAUGGUCAGCUCACAGCUGCGGUUGCAUCGUUACCAGACUGGUCGAGACUCUCGGGUCAUUACUGCUUUGACCCUUCUCAAAAAACAUCUUUUCAGCUAUCAAGGUCAUGUCUCUGCUGCUCUUGUGCUUGGUGGAGUUGAUAUCACUGGCCCUCAUCUCCAUACUAUAUACCCACACGGUUCAACUGACACUCUUCCAUUCGCUACAAUGGGUUCUGGUUCUCUUGCUGCUAUGUCUGUGUUUGAGGCAAAGUAUAAAGAAGGCCUGACUAGGGAUGAAGGAAUUAAGCUGGUCGCUGAAGCCAUAUGCUCGGGUAUAUUCAAUGACCUGGGUAGUGGUAGCAACGUGGACAUCUGCGUGAUCACAAAGGGGAACAAGGAAUAUCUGAGGAAUUACAUGGAACCAAACCCAAGAACCUAUGUCAGCAGCAAAGGCUAUUCCUUCACCAAGAAAACCGAGGUUCUUCUUACCAAAAUCACCCCAUUGCUGGAGCGAGUCGAAAUUACAGAAGUCGGUGAAGCUAUGGAGGAAUGAAUCAAUAUAUCAAUCUCAUAUCUCUGCUUUUGUCAUUGAUCUACAUCAAGGCUCUGUGUACUCUCAUGAUCUCAUCUUCUCAGUCUUGUCUUAUUCCCAUGUUUAAGGAUCAUUCGAAUCUCCAUCUUAGAUUUCAAUAGAGAGGAUCAGACUUGGAGACUUCGUUC
Arabidopsis lyrata subsp. lyrata is the source of this 1106-nucleotide messenger RNA. RefSeq names its product proteasome subunit beta type-7-A. Gene Ontology annotation, molecular function: threonine-type endopeptidase activity. The coding region runs from base 118 to 939 and encodes 273 amino acids. Gene Ontology annotation, cellular component: proteasome core complex. Lineage: Eukaryota; Viridiplantae; Streptophyta; Magnoliopsida; Brassicales; Brassicaceae. The transcript is spliced from 9 exons. The record is from RefSeq and is a predicted model, not a curated record.